Molecule: messenger RNA, 2103 nt
Organism: Diachasma alloeum
Lineage: Eukaryota; Metazoa; Arthropoda; Insecta; Hymenoptera; Braconidae
Gene: GC
Product: vitamin K-dependent gamma-carboxylase
Exons: 3
Coding region: 1-2103 (700 amino acids)
Biological process (GO): peptidyl-glutamic acid carboxylation
Molecular function (GO): vitamin binding; gamma-glutamyl carboxylase activity
Source: RefSeq, a predicted model, not a curated record
AUGGAUAACAAAAAAGUUGAAUCAAGCUCCGAAAAAUCCUGGAAAUCAAGAAUUCCAUGUAAACAAUCGAUAGCCCAAAGUGUCUCAACCCUCUGGGGAUUUGAAUUGGACAGCAUAACGAGUUAUGAGAGAUUUGUCAAGUUGCUUUACAGACCAACAGACGCGGCGAGCCUCGGAGUGGCUCGAGCCCUGUUCGGUCUGUGCAUGGUGAUCGACGUAGUAGAGGAGCGAGGAUUAUCAGACAUCGAUUUAAAAUGGAGAGGCGCCCACGCCUGUCACUUCCCCCUGAUUCACACCAUGAAUCAGCCUUCAUUACCCCACAUGAUUGUCCUCUACACCCUGAUGUGGCUGGGAGCCUUCGGAAUAAUGCUAGGAUUCCUCUUCAAGCUCUCCUGCGCCUGCUUCGUCCUCCCCUACUGGUACAUUUUCAUCCUCGACAAGAGCUUCUGGAACAAUCACUCGUACCUCUACGGCAUCGUCUCGACAUUACUCUGGGGAACAGGCGCCAAUCGCUACUGCUCACUGGACUCUAGACUAUCCAGAAAACCAUCCACAGUGCCCCACUGGAACUACUUCAUCCUAAAGUUUCAGUUCUUUCUUCUGUAUUUCUUUGCCGGAUUAAAGAAAUCCAGCAGCGAGUGGCUAGAAGGCUACUCCAUGACGAAUUUGUCAGAGCACUGGGUCUUCGAUCCCUUCAAGCUCAUCAUGACAACUGAACAGACUGAUUUCCUCAUUGUCCACUGGUUCGCCUUCAUCUUCGAUCUCACCGUUGGUUUCUGGCUGCUCUUCGACAGAACAAGAAUCCCCGCUAUGAUCUUCUGUGCGGCAUUUCACUUGAUGAAUUCAAGACUCUUCAGCAUCGGAAUGUUUCCCUACGUCUGUCUAGCAACGAUGGGGCUGUUCUGUCACGUCAGUUGGCCAAGGAGGAUAAUCCCCUCAUUAACUUCCUCAAGAAGCUUCGCAGCAUGUGAGAACGUCGACUCGAACACCGAAAACUCGAGUGAAAUUCGAAAAAAAAGUGUGAGUGCGUGGCUGCCGAGACCAAUUCCCCCGGAGAAGCCAAAGCCCAAAAGGCCUAACAAACAGCAGAAGAUGGUAGUUUCGUUCUUACUUCUCCACAUAAUCCUCCAGCUCUUCCUGCCCUACUCUCACUUCAUAACGAAAGGCUACAACAAUUGGGUGUCAGGAUUGUACGGCUACUCCUGGGACAUGAUGGUGCACAACUGGGACACAAUUCUGGUAGUGGUGAGAGUCCACGACAACGAGAGCAACGAGGAUCAUUUCGUUGAUCCCCAAGCCUGGGUGCAGAACGAAAAGUGGUCGAAGCACCCUGACAUGGUGAUACAAUACAGCCAGUGCCUAAAAAGCCAAUUGUUAAGAAAGAAACAGCAGGUCCUGAGGUCAGCGGGGAGAACCAAGGACACCAGCGAGUGGUCGAGGCUGUCAUCAAACCUGAGUAUUUACAUUGACGUCAGGUGUUCCCUGAACAGCAGAUUCCAGCAGAGGAUGUUCGAUCCCACUGUCGACAUGUUGAGGGUCGACUGGCACCCACUGAAGCCCGUCAGCUUCCUGAUGCCCCUCCUGACCCAGUACAACUCGUACAGACAGAAGAUGGAGGAGAUUAUCCAGGAGGUGUACACCUGGUCCAAUUACACUGACGUUCUCUUCGUGGCUGAUUACCCGAGCAUGAGCAUGGAGAACUACUUCACCAAUGAUUUUUCAAACGUGACGUUAACGGUUCUGGAGGGUCAGGUGACAUAUUCCGAGGAGAAUUGCUCGGACGUCAUUACUGUUGACAAGGGUCACAGGGUGUCAGUUACUACGGAGAAACUGCAUGAAAUCACCACUGUCAGUGGUUAUCCAUCCUGCUACAUGUACACGUACACCAAUCGGACGAAAGAGCAAUUGGCAGUGGAUGGGAUAUCAGAGCCCCCGCGAAAAAGAACUGGACUCCCGAUUCUCAAGGAGAUGAGGUAUAAAUUAAACGCCUGGUGGAGAGCACUUGGUCACAUAGCGAAUGCUUUUUUCUAUCUUGUUUAUGAUGUGCCGAUGGUGCGACGAGUGCCGAGAGAACCCAAUUACCACGAAGACUAUUAUCGAUAA